AUGCAGAUCUUUGUGAAGACCCUGACGGGCAAAACAAGUACGUUGGACGUGGAGCCCAGUGACACCGUUGAGAACAUCAAGACCAAAAUCCAGGACAAAGAAGGGAUCCCUCCCAACCAGUAGUGUCUGAUCUUUGCAGGUUAGCAGCUGGAGGACGGGCACACUCUCUCAGACUACAAUAUCCAGAAAACGUCCACCCUCCACUUGGUGUUGCAUCUGCACAGAAGGAUUAUUGAGCCCUCCCUCUACCAGAUGGCCCAGAAGUACAACUGUGACAAGAUGAUUUGUCACAAAUGCUAUGCCUGCCCGCAUCCCCGUGCUGUCAAUUGCUGCAAGAAGAAGUGUGGCCACACCAACAACCAGUGCCCCAAAAAGAAGGUCAAGUAA
Messenger RNA from Anolis carolinensis (green anole), 387 nucleotides. RefSeq names its product ubiquitin A-52 residue ribosomal protein fusion product 1 (gene uba52). Gene Ontology annotation, cellular component: ribosome; nucleus; cytoplasm. Gene Ontology annotation, biological process: protein ubiquitination; modification-dependent protein catabolic process; translation. The record is from RefSeq and is a predicted model, not a curated record. The transcript has a single exon. Gene Ontology annotation, molecular function: ubiquitin protein ligase binding; structural constituent of ribosome; protein tag activity. Lineage: Eukaryota; Metazoa; Chordata; Lepidosauria; Squamata; Anolidae.